AUGUUUCCUAUUCUCAAAAAGAAAAAAUCGGAGAAAAAAGAAAACAUAUACCAAAACAAUAUCGCAAUCCUUUCGAUGUCUCGAGUGGACGAAGAAAGCGGAAGACCGACCGUUCAGUUCAACCCUCCCUCCCAUACCAUCAACUCAUCAUUUAAGUGCAUGUAUACAUUUGCCUCAUCUCUUAUAUCAAAUCAAAACGAUUUUGAUAAGAAACCGAUUACAUUGAAUGAUGUAUUGGUCGGUAAUCUAUCGCCACAGCUAUUCAACGGCACCUGGAUUUUGGAUAACAUUGUCUUCUAUGACGAGGAAACCAAUCUCUGCACUCUUCACAUCGAUUUCAAUUCAACACAAAAACACAUUUUAGUCCCAAAUCAUAUAAUCUUCGUUAACAACGAUUGUAAUUACAGUUCAUUCAUAGAAUUAUUGCCUGAAGAUCAACAUUUUGGGAACCAAUUCAUUCAACACAUCGAAUGGGGACCGAAUGGCACACAAAUUGUGUUUGUCUUCAAAAACAAUCUCUACUAUAAGGCCGACGUGAAUGCUGUGCCCAUACAGUUGACCAAUACUGGGGCACAGAAUCUCAUUUAUAAUGGAUAUUGCGAUUGGGUUUAUGAGGAAGAGAUUCUGGAGGAGGAGAAGGCGUUUUGGUUGUCACCGGACGGCAAGCAUCUGGUGUUCGCCAAAAUCAAUGACUCCAAAGUGGACACAAUAACGUGGCCUUUCUAUGGACAGUACUAUAAUCUGAGUAGCAAUCAGUAUCCCUCAGAAGUGGCCCUUAAAUACCCGAAACCGGGAAGAAAUAACCCGACAAUUGAAAUAUUUGUGUUAAAUCUGAACGAAUCGGUCGACAAUAUAGAGCUCGUUCGGCUUCUUCCGCCGGAAACUAUUGCCAAACAUGAUUAUUAUGUGACAGCCGUUGGAUGGAUAGAUAACGACAGGCUGUCCAUCACAUGGUUAACGAGAGCACAGAAUUACUCUACAUUUACUCUGGAAUCGGCCAACAGUUGGGUUGAUCUCUAUUCGGCUCCCAUCCCGGGAGGCCGUGUGUUGAUAUUCAUGACGUCGGCCUAUAAUAGUUGUGCACCGAGAAAUCAAGCGGUGAAAUAUUUGACUAAAGAAAUCGUGGCAUUCAAUCCACAAGAAGACAUUGUUUACUUUUUGUCGACAUUACCCGAAAAGCCAGAGUUUCGUCACUUAAUGAGCGUUUCAGUGAACGAGGAGUCAGUUUUGGACCCAAUUUGUUGGACCUGUUAUUUGGGUCAAAGUUGUCUUUAUAACAAUGUAUUCUUUAAUACCAAACGAGACUAUUAUGUACUGCAAUGCGAGGGACCGGACACUCCCAAAGUGGAGAUCAGGCGCACGAAAAACAAUUCAUUA
Medioppia subpectinata is the source of this 1377-nucleotide messenger RNA. The record is from the annotation of a GenBank genome assembly. Lineage: Eukaryota; Metazoa; Arthropoda; Arachnida; Sarcoptiformes; Oppiidae.